UUCAGCUAGUGUAGCUGCAACAAGAAUUGCUGUUUUAAACUCAAAGAGCUAGCAUAUUCUUGGAUUUUAUUCAUUUAUGCAAAUUACAGAAAGUAACAUUGAAACAAGGUUGGUAGUGUGUGUCUGUGCUGCAGCUCGGUUAAGCUUGACGGUCGUUGGAAAUCAAGUGCUUUGUAAGUAAAUGCAUUCUGACUACAAACAAUCAAAGAAACCGCAAUUCAAGGAUUGGCUGACUUAUUUUAGGAGGUGCUUUUUAUUAUAUGCUAAUUAGUAUCUCGUUGAAAUUUGGGACAAAGGCUGCGGCUUUCAUGGGAUCUUAUUUUUGUGAUGUGUUUGAACUGGACCUCAACUCUGUGCAGCUGCCUCUAGCCUUUCUGCAAAAGGAGCUUUAUGGUUCUUUCUUGCGAACAUGUGUGCAAAUAAGAACAAAUGGCACGACGGUUAAGAUUGCAUUUUGCAGUCCAAAGAAGCAACACUGAUCCAUUAUCAGAAAUCUCUGGAGAUGGUUUGGAUGGUAACGUUCUUGUGUAUUUCCAAAGACCUUCACAGAAUUCUGCACCUGAUGUUAUACAAAUUAAGGUGACUCCCAAGCAAGCUGUCUUUCCAACGGUAAUGCAGAAAAUAAUUAAUCAACGGCAGCAUUCAACUGUUUCUUCAUUGCAAAAGAAAAACAAAAAGAGCGCCUCACUGCAGAUUUCCCUGCAGUCUAGAAGGUAUAGUGACUGUUUUCAAUCUGAUACAGUAGUUGCUAGUGAGGACACUUUCAUCAGUGUUGGUAAUGAAGGAAAUGCUUGUAACAGGAAUAUGGCUGAUUACAGAUCUAAUGUGCUAAACAGUAGCAGCCAUUUGAGCAAUGCUACCAUGUGCACUGGCAAUCUUGACGGUAUUGCAGCGAAUAACAGUGGAUCCUUCAGUAGAACUGGCAGUGACUAUGAAUCGUGUACAGGUAUCACUAGUGAUGGAGGCUCAUACAGCAACAGUAUAAUCAGUGACAGUAGUAGUUGCACUCUUUCCACUGGUGGUAAUAUCUGUAGCAGUAUUGUAUAUAGUACUUCUUCAUAUAGAAGCACAGCAAACAAAUGUAAUUCCUAUAGGAACAAUAUAUAUGAGGAAAAUUUAUGUAGAAGUAAAAAUACUACUUUUGAUCAAGAUGGUUUGGAACAAGUGAAAUUGCCAAUGAGGAGGAAAACUAAAAUUCCACUACAAGGUUUUUCAUCUUUGGUCAUCUUUCCUAGGAGUCCUUCCACUACCCCACCAACUUCUCCAACAUGCUUGGGUCCUCUACCAAGCAGGGGAUCUUAUCAGACAUCACAACAGUUCGUUAUUUCUCCUACUGAACUGGCACAAAAUGAAGAUCAAACAACUUCUUCUAAAGGGUUCCUUUCAACAGCAGUCAAUGGACUUCGACUAUCUAAAACCAUUUGCUCUCCUGGUGAAACUAGAGACAUUAGACCAUUUUACUUGAAUAGUGCAUUACAGGACAAAAAUCAGGCUGCAAGUAGCGCUGAGCAGACAACAUGUAAAAAAAUAUCCAACAGCUUCCCUUGUAUUUCAGUUCAUUUCACUCAGCAAAGAGAAUCUGAAUCAAGGGAUGAAAUGGUUAAUGGUUGCUACAGUCCAGAGUUAUCAGAAAAGGAAUUAAAUUUGUACUCUGAUGCAAAGUACCCUAAUUUAAAACUGAUACGUAGCACAUCUGCAUGUUUGCCCUCAAAAAAACAUUCUGAGUAUCAGAUUCUUAUAAACGAAUUAGAAAGACCAAAUACACAAAUGAGGACAACCCACCAUAUUCUGCAAAGAAGUGUUUCAUUAGAAGGAUCUUGUCAAAAAGUUUCUUGCUGUUUAUCCAGUCUUAAAUGCAAGUGUCCUAAGGCAGAGACAUCCCAGUUGCACAUACAGUUCACACCUGGAAAUGAAGGAAAAACUCGUGGCUUUCCAAAAAAUGCUAGUAUCUGCAAAAGGGAAUCAAGUAGUACUUUGUGGAGGCCCCACAAGACAAGAGAUGACUUCUUAGGUCAAGUGGAUGUUCCUCUUCAUCAAUUACCGACAGAAAAUCCAAAUAUGGAGAGACCAUACACCUUUAAAGAUUUUGUUCUUCAUCCAAGAAGUCACAAGUCAAGAGUUAAAGGUCACCUAAGAUUAAAAAUGACAUAUUUACCUAAAAACAAUGGAUCUGAAGAAGAAAACACAGAACAGGUGGAAGACCUGGAGCCUGGCUGGAUUAUAUUGGACCAACCGGAUGCUGCUUGCCAGCAGCAACAGGAAUCUCCUCCUCUACCUCCAGGCUGGGAAGAAAGACAAGAUAUCCUUGGUAGGACCUACUAUGUCAACCAUGAAUCUAGAAGAACACAAUGGAAAAGACCAACUGCUCAGGAUAAUCUAGCUGAUGUUGACAAUGGUAAUAUUCAUUUGGAGGCACAGCAUGCAUUUACCCAUCGGCGACAGAUAACAGAGGAAGCAGAAAAUCUAGACAACAGAGAUUCUCCUGAGAGCUGGGAAGUUAUAACUGAAGAUGAGGCCACUAUGUACAGCAAUCAGAAUCUUCAAACACUACUGCCACAGAGCAGUUCUGAUAUGCAGUCUCACCUUGCAGAAGAAUUGAAUAUCAGACUUACUAUCUCUGGGAGUCCAGCCACUGGCCAGUCAACUUCCUGCAGUAACCAUUCCAGCAGAAGAGGUAACCUGCAAACAUAUAGAGUUGAGGAACAGCCUGCACUUCCUGUGUUACUCUCUGCUUCAUCUGGAUUACCUCCAGGUUGGGAAGAAAGGCAAGAUGAAAAAGGAAGGUCAUAUUAUAUAGAUCACAAUUCCAGAACGACUACCUGGGUAAAACCUGUUGUGCAGACUACAAUAGAAACAAGUCAACUAUCAACUGUCCAAAGUGCUCCAACAGGACGUCAACCACAAACCUCAAGUGAUUCAUCAGAACAGUCUUCUAAUCAACACCCUGAAGUAGAGCAAGGAUUUCUCCCUAAAGGCUGGGAAGUCCGACAUGCACCAAAUGGGAGACCAUUCUUUAUUGACCACAAUACCAAAACAACUACAUGGGAAGAUCCAAGAUUGAAAAUUCCAGCUCAUCUGAGGAAAAAGACAUCUCUAGAUCCUGUAGAUUUAGGCCCCUUGCCACCAGGAUGGGAAGAGAGAACUCACACAGAUGGAAGAAUAUUCUAUAUAAACCACAAUACAAAAAAAACACAAUGGGAAGAUCCUCGAUUGCAGAAUGUAGCAAUAUCUGGACCAGCUGUGCCUUAUUCCAGGGAUUAUAAACGAAAGUAUGAAUUCUUCAGAAAGAAGUUGAAGAAGCAGAGUGAUAUUCCAAACAGAUUUGAAAUGAAACUUCACCGUGCAACAAUCCUUGAAGAUUCUUACAGAAGAAUUAUAGCUGUAAAGAGAGCAGAUUUCCUUAAAGCAAGACUCUGGAUUGAGUUUGAUGGUGAAAAAGGCUUAGAUUAUGGAGGAGUGGCCAGAGAAUGGUUCUUCCUUCUCUCUAAAGAAAUGUUUAAUCCCUAUUAUGGAUUGUUUGAAUAUUCUGCCACGGAUAACUACACUCUGCAGAUAAAUCCAAACUCUGGAUUGUGCAAUGAAGAUCAUCUCUCAUACUUCAAGUUUAUAGGACGUGUAGCUGGAAUGGCCGUUUACCAUGGCAAGCUGCUGGAUGGCUUUUUUAUUCGACCUUUUUACAAGAUGAUGCUUCAAAAACCAAUAACACUUCAUGAUAUGGAAUCUGUGGAUAGUGAAUAUUACAAUUCUCUGAGAUGGAUUCUUGAAAAUGAUCCAGCAGAAUUGGAUCUUAGGUUUAUUGUUGAUGAAGAACUCUUUGGACAGACCCAUCAACAUGAGCUAAAAAGUGGUGGAUCAGAAAUAGUUGUCACCAACAAGAACAAGCGGGACUACAUUCAUCUUGUAAUUCAAUGGAGAUUUGUGAGUAGAGUCCAGAAGCAGAUGGCUGCCUUUAAAGAGGGUUUUUUUGAACUAAUAUCUCAAGAUCUAAUCAAAAUUUUUGAUGAAAAUGAACUAGAGUUACUAAUGUGUGGACUGGGAGAUGUGGAUGUGGCUGACUGGAAGCUAUAUACAAAAUACAAAAAUGGCUACAGCAUAAAUCACCAAGUUAUACAGUGGUUUUGGAAGGCAGUGUUAAUGAUGGAUUCUGAGAAGCGAAUAAGAUUACUUCAGUUUGUCACUGGCACAUCCCGUGUACCUAUGAAUGGAUUUGCUGAGUUGUAUGGUUCAAAUGGACCACAGUUGUUUACGGUUGAACAGUGGGGCACCCCUGAAAAACUGCCAAGAGCUCAUACCUGCUUUAACCGCUUGGAUUUGCCUCCAUAUGAGUCAUUUGAAGAUUUAUGGGACAAACUUCUCAUAGCAAUUGAAAAUACUCAGGGUUUUGAUGGGGUUGAUUAGGCCACAGAAUUCAACAUGCUAUGUUGUUCCAGUGCUGCGAUUUCUUUUCAAAGGUUUACAGACAGUUUAAGUAUUUCCAGGGAACCUACUGUUCAUUCAGUUAUUUGACUAUUGAACUUUCAUAGUGUAAUUUGUAAAACAAAUAAGUGUUAAAAUUCACCAACGCUCUUAAAUACGUUUUCAGUAAUAUAUAUUUUAUGAGUGCCCACAAAAUGUAUAGUGGGUAGCUUAACCCUACCAAUGCCUCAAAGAGUAAAAUGUCUUUCAACAAUUACCUCUUCUACAGUAUUUGCCAGAUUGUCCUACAUUAAACUACUGAAAGUAAAACUGUGAAACAAUGUUUGCAAGUGUACAUUUGAAACAUUGCUGCUCUCUUGAAGAGUAACUGAAAUGAUUAAACGGUUUGAGGAAAUUCAGUAUAAUGCAAUAUCCUAUUCUGUGCUGCUUCAGGCUGUUUACGACAGAUCUGCCCAAAGCACCUUAUUGUUUAGUAUAUUGACUAAAACAUUGGAAAGCAUUUGCAUUUCUUACUCACAUCAGCUUGCAGAAUAUUAACUGACUUAUAUAAGCUUUUUUUAAGAAUUCUGUUUCAACUUGCUUUUGUUAAAAUGCAGUUUGACAAAACCAGGAACUUUUGUAAGACACACUUGAGUAGCAUAUUUCUGAAUUGUAAUAAGAAAUUAUAUUCUUUUUGUCUGAAUUCAUAUGCUAUCAUUGAUUUCUUGAGUUUUCAUCACGUUUUUGAUAAAUGUUAACAAUGGAUAAUAUUUCAGUUCAGCCUUUUGCAACAAAAUAAAUCUUAAAGCAGAAUUUGUCUGAAUACCACAGAGUAUUAACUAAAACUGACAGUUAAAUGCCUUUGUUAUCCAUUCUUGCAGUCUUGCACAACAAAACAGUAAGGACAUGUUUACAGGGUUUUAUGGGCCAAAUUCAGCCAUCUGAUAUGUGCAAACUUUACUGACAUCAAUGGGAAUUGGGCAUAUGAAUCCAGGAGCAGAAUUUGGCCCUAUAAUAUGUUUACAGGUUAUGCUAGUUUCUGUAUCUGCAUUUUUAUAUUUUUUAUUUCUUCUCUGUUAGUCUAGAAACCAAAUUUGUUAAUAUGGUAUAACCAAAGUCAUAGCCAAUAAUGUGUAAUUUAUUGUAGGUCAGCUCUUCUUAUAAACUUAGCUUGUGUUUUGUACAUGUGUAUAUUUUUGAUUUGAGUGUCAGCACUGGUUAUUUUGGCAAGUGCUGGUUAAAAUGAUUAUCAAACUGAAUUCUGAAAAAAUGUAUAAGGUUACAUGCCUGGCUUGCUUUAAUUUGAACAUUUUGUUAACCAGUAUGAUCUCGAGGCAAUUAUAGUACAUAGCUUUGGCCAGCAAUUUUUUAUUCAGUCACUGUCUUUUAAAUAUGCAAAAACAAAAAUGUAGGUCACCUCUAUAAAGACAUGUAAAUUAUGUAACACAUGUAAUAGGUCUUAAGGGGUAUUUAAAAUCCCACUUUGUUUUAUUCUUUAAAUUGGUCUUUAAUGCUGAAUAUUACAUGUAAAUAAAAAGUAACUUAUACAAAAUCCUGAUAAUCUAGAUGGAGUUUUGUAAAAUUUGAAAUGAUAUAUCAGUAAUUCUGUAUAGAUUUGAAUGUAGCAGUAUUCGUUGCAUAGUUUAAAAUAUAAAAUAUUCACAAAUAAAGAUCCUGAAGCAGUAAAUAAAAAUUUAUUCUAAUAAAGAAAUUGAUUCAUUGAAUUCAAAUUCAAGCCAAGAAGCUUAAAGAAGCACCUGGUUGUCAGUUCAGAUUUGUUAAUGUAUUGAGAAGACCUAUGACUAUCCUCCUCCAUUCCCAAGAUGUACACAAAUAACUUGGAUGGAUAAUUUUCACCAUUAAUUGCAUGACUAGGUAUGGAAGCAUUACGCAUAGGAAGAUUUUAGGGUGAAACUGUGGUUCCACUGAAGUUUUGCCAUUGACUUCAAGGGGACCAGGAUUUAGUUAGCCCUUAAUCUUAGAAGGAUAUUGGACUAAAUGAACCAAAGGUGUAACCUGGUUUGACAUUUUCUGGUCACCUAGAAGAACACAAUCUGUUCUGAGCUUGAACAAAGUUUUAAUACACACUGUGGGAGCAGUAGUGACAUCACAUUUAAACUUGUAGUAGAUACUGCAGAUCAAGAAUGCAGAAGUGUCAAUAAACUAAACUUAAAUUAAAACAUAUUUGAUUCAUUUGAAUUUUCCAUGUUGAUUUUGUAUGGAUUGGGUGCAUAUGCACAGAAUGACCCUUCCAAAAUGACUACUUUUUUUCUUUUUUCUUUUUCUUUUUUUUUUUUUUAAAUACCUUGUCUCACUCUUUUUGGAUCCCUUUAGCAAAACACAGCUACAAUAUUUGGCUCACACAUUAUAGCUGCUAAAUUGGACAAUAACAAUUAGAAGCAAGUACCCUUUUUACUCUUUAUUUUAAAAGUUACUGUUAAAUACCUCAGUUCCAUCUUGUAUUUAUAAAUAUGGACACUAUUUUCACUAUGUAAGUUACUAUGAACAUGUUUUCCAACCAGAAAUUAGUUGACACAAUGUGUCAGACAAAGCAGAUAUUUUCUGCAUAUGGCUUAGGCCAGUGGUUCUCAACCAGGGGUACAUAUGCAGGUAUGUAGAGAUCUUCCAGAGGUACAUCAACUCAUCUAGAUAUUUGCCUAGUUUUAAAACAGGCUACAUAAAAAGCACUAAC
Molecule: messenger RNA, 7087 nt
Organism: Gopherus evgoodei (Goodes thornscrub tortoise)
Lineage: Eukaryota; Metazoa; Chordata; Testudines; Testudinidae
Gene: NEDD4
Product: NEDD4 E3 ubiquitin protein ligase
Exons: 25
Coding region: 430-4398 (1322 amino acids)
Biological process (GO): regulation of dendrite morphogenesis; receptor catabolic process; neuromuscular junction development
Molecular function (GO): sodium channel inhibitor activity; ubiquitin protein ligase activity; protein binding
Source: RefSeq, a predicted model, not a curated record